GUUUAUUUUGAAAAUCAUGAUCCGGAAAAGGCGUUGACGCAGUUCGUUGUUGUCAGUUGCGCUGACUGAAGAAGUACUACGAUCAGCUACUGGAGCCAAAAAGCCCGUUUUGGACAGCAGCGACACAAAUACGAAAGUUUGCUGCUGCUGUGUGAAAAGCCACAGCUUUGUGUGUCUCUCUGUAUCCGAGACAUCACCUUUGCUUGAGGAGUGUGUGCUUGUAGCACUGUUCUGCAGUGUCUGUGAUGUCGUCAGAGCUGCUGGUUGAUUUGAGCGAUGACCCUGCCACGGCACAGCUAGGACAGCUGAAGCUCUCCACCAUAGAAGACCAGCAGUGGCCUGCUGAUGAGUCAACUCUCAGCAAGUCCGACACGGAUAUCUCCCAGCGCUUUGACAGCAGCUCUCCUCACCUGCCAUGGGACCAUCCAUUUUAUGACAUCGCCAGGCAUCAGAUCAUUGAAGUGGCAGGUGAUGAUAACUUUGGCAGGAAGGUGAUAGUGUUCAACGCCUGCAGGAUGCCCCCGCAGCACCAGCUUGACCAUCACAAGUUGCUGAUGUAUCUUAAAGGAACACUGGAUCAGUAUGUGGAAAGUGACUACACUCUGAUCUAUUUCCAUCAUGGGCUGACCAGUGAAAACAAACCGUCUCUCAGCUGGCUUCGAGAUGCAUACAGAGAGUUUGACAGAAAGUAUAAGAAGAACAUCAAGGCUUUGUACAUCGUCCAUCCCACCAUGUUCAUCAAGACUCUGCUGAUCCUCUUCAAACCAAUCAUCAGUUUUAAGUUUGGCAGGAAGAUCAACUAUGUGAGCUACCUGAGUGAGCUGGAGGAUGUGGUGAAGUGUGAGCAGCUGCUCAUUCCUGCUCGUGUAAAAGAAUAUGACAACAAACUGAGAGCGUCUCUGAAACCGGCCGCCCAGCCUCCCAUGUCUCCUCCUCGCAGCCCUCCGCUUCCCAACCAGGUGUUUGGGGUUCCUCUUGCUUUGCUCGGAGAGAGGAGUCCAGAUGGAGAUGCUGUUCCUGUGGUCAUGAGAGACACCAUCGGUUUCCUUACAGAUCAAGGUUUGGAGAUUGAGGGGAUCUUCAGAAGGUCUGCUAACGUUACUUUGGUGAAAGAGGUCCAGCUUAAAUACAACUCAGGCGCAGUCGUGAAUUUCAGAGAGAUUGAAGACGUCCACUUGGCUGCUGUGAUCCUGAAAACAUUCCUGAGGGAGCUGCCGGAGCCUCUGCUGACCUACCAGCUCUACAACGACAUCGUCAACUUCAAUUCUGUAUCCAGUGACGACCAGGUGACGGCGAUGAAGAUGCUGGUGGAGUCACUGCCAGAGGAGAACUACACAUCACUGCGAUACCUCGUCACAUUCCUCGCACAGGUGUCAGCCAACAGUGAGGUAAAUAAGAUGACCAACAGUAACCUGGCUGUGGUGUUCGGUCCUAACCUGCUGUGGGGGCGGGACAACGCUAUGUCACUGAGCGCCAUCGGUCCAAUCAACAACUUCACCAGAACCCUGCUGGACCAGCAGCAUCUCGUCUUCACCUAAACCCAUCAGUAACAACACACCACUGUGGCCCUCUUCCUCACAUUCAGCAAUCAGUCUCCAGUUCAUCCCAGCAACGGACCAAUCGGGAGCUUCAUCAGGGUACUUUCUCCACCAACAGCACUUAGACAAGCCAACUUCAGCUCUUCUUCGACUAUAAUACCAUA
Solea solea (common sole) is the source of this 1702-nucleotide messenger RNA. It is a transcript of the gene arhgap1, whose product is annotated as Rho GTPase activating protein 1. Gene Ontology annotation, cellular component: cytoplasm. The record is from RefSeq and is a predicted model, not a curated record. Gene Ontology annotation, biological process: negative regulation of endocytic recycling; small GTPase-mediated signal transduction. The transcript is spliced from 13 exons. Bases 246 to 1538 code for a protein of 430 amino acids. Gene Ontology annotation, molecular function: GTPase activator activity. NCBI's taxonomy places the organism in Eukaryota, Metazoa, Chordata, Actinopteri, Pleuronectiformes, Soleidae.